Messenger RNA from Sorex fumeus (smoky shrew), 3213 nucleotides. It is a transcript of the gene TTLL7, whose product is annotated as tubulin tyrosine ligase like 7. The transcript is spliced from 21 exons. Gene Ontology annotation, cellular component: cilium. The record is from RefSeq and is a predicted model, not a curated record. Gene Ontology annotation, biological process: protein polyglutamylation; microtubule cytoskeleton organization. Lineage: Eukaryota; Metazoa; Chordata; Mammalia; Eulipotyphla; Soricidae. Gene Ontology annotation, molecular function: tubulin binding; tubulin-glutamic acid ligase activity. The coding region runs from base 396 to 3026 and encodes 876 amino acids.
CUGGACCCGCGGAGGCCGCACCUCUUUGGGCGGUGCCAGCUGCUCCAGCUGCUCCGGGCGGAGCACCAGAGCCAGAGCGGUGGCUGUCGCGGGCGCCGAGGAGCGGCGGACCGCCGGUGCCAGCUGCCGGGCCGCGGGGGACUGCCCGCGGGGAGACGGGGAGCCCGAGAGUGGCAGCGGGAGCACCGGCUGCGAGGAGGCGAGAAGCGGGGCUAGGCUGUCUUCUCCCUGGUAUCUUCUCAUCCGAUUACUCUUGUUCCUGAAAUCUGAGUAUUCCAUCAAGAUAAUGAUAAGUUUCAGUGAUUUGGGGCCAUAUCCAACUUAACCCAAUGUAGGCUUUCCAGACAUCUCAGGAGCUAGGUCUAAUAGUAUACACUGCUUGGUGAUUGGCCAUAAUGCCAUCUCUGCCUCAAGAAACAGUUAUCCAGGGAUCCUCUCCCUUGGAUCUGAAUACAGAAUUGCCUUAUCAAGACAAGACAAAAGGGAAAGUCAGAAAGAAGAAAAAGAAGGGAACCAUCACAGCAAAUGUUGCUGGGACAAAAUUCGAAAUUGUUCGUUUAGUAAUAGAUGAGAUGGGAUUUAUAAAGGCUCCAGAUGAGGACGAAACAAGUAACCUUAUAUGGUGUGAUGCUGCAGUUCAGCAGGAGAAGAUAGCAGAAUUACAAAAUUAUCAGAGGAUCAACCAUUUUCCAGGAAUGGGAGAGAUCUGUAGAAAGGAUUUCUUAGCAAGAAAUAUGACCAAAAUGAUCAAGUCCCAGCCGCUGGAUUAUACCUUUAUUCCUCGAACCUGGAUCUUUCCUGCAGAAUAUACACAAUUUCAGAACUAUGUGAAGGAAUUGAAGAAAAAACGAAAGCAGAAAACUUUUAUAGUUAAACCAGCUAAUGGUGCGAUGGGUCAUGGGAUUUCUUUGAUAAGAAAUGGUGACAAGCUUCCAUCUCAGGACCACUUGAUUGUUCAAGAAUACAUUGAAAAGCCAUUUUUAAUGGAAGGCUACAAGUUUGAUUUAAGAGUUUAUAUUUUGGUAACAUCAUGCGAUCCACUAAAAAUAUUUCUUUACCAUGAUGGACUUGUGCGAAUGGGAACUGAAAAGUAUAUUCCACCUAAUGAGUCUAAUUUGACCCAGUUAUACAUGCAUUUGACAAACUACUCUGUGAACAAGCACAAUGAGCAUUUUGAAAGAGAUGAAACUGAAAACAAAGGAAGCAAACGUUCCAUCAAAUGGUUUACAGAAUUCCUAGAAGCAAACGAACAUGAUGUGGCUAAGUUUUGGAGUGAUAUAUCUGAAUUGGUGGUAAAGACUCUGAUUGUAGCAGAACCUCAUGUUCUACACGCAUAUCGAAUGUGCCGACCUGGUCAGCCUCCAGGAAGUGAAAGUGUCUGCUUUGAAGUCCUGGGAUUUGACAUUUUGUUGGAUAGAAAACUAAAGCCCUGGCUUCUGGAGAUCAAUCGUGCCCCAAGCUUUGGAACUGAUCAGAAAAUAGACUAUGAUGUCAAAAGGGGAGUCCUGCUGAAUGCUCUGAAGCUAUUAAACAUCAGGACCAGUGAUAAAAGGAAAAACUUGGCCAAACAAAAAGCAGAAGCUCAAAAGAGGCUGUAUGGUAAAAAUUCAGUGAGAAAGCUCCUACCAGGUUCCUCAGAUUGGGAACAACAGAGACACCAGUUGGAAAGAAGGAAAGAAGAGUUGAAAGAAAGACUUGCUCAAGUACGAAAGCAGGUCUCAAAAGAAGAACAUGAAAAUCGACAUAUGGGGAAUUAUAGACGAAUUUAUCCUCCUGAAGAUAAAACACUGCUUGCAAAGUAUGAAAAUUUGCUGGCUGUUGCCUUUCAGACCUUCCUUUCAGGAAGAGCGUCUUCAUUCCAGCGGGAGAUGAAUAAUCCUUUGAAAAGGAUGAAGGAGGAAGAUAUUUUGGAUCUUUUGGAGCAAUGUGAAAUUGAUGAUGAAAAGUUGAUGGGCAAAACCCCCAAGCCUCGAGGACCAAAGCCUCUAAGUUCCAUGCCUGAGAGUUCCGAUACACUGAAAAAACCGAAGUGUUACAGCAGUGAGAGCAGUUGUAAUAGUAGCUGCAGCUCCUCAGAAUCCGACGAACAAGAAGAGUACCAAAGUCAGAAGAGAGAAAAUCAACUUGCAUAUAAGCAGCCAGACCAUUCCAAAUUUAUCCAGCAAUCCGGCUCCAUGAAGCGUUCAGUUAGCUGCCCUCGUUCCAUCUCUGCUCAGUUCCCUAGCAGUACUGACCACCGUCCCUUAUCUGCUCAAGUGAUGCCAGUAUGCCAGUCAACCUUAGGGUGUCGGUCACAUUCUUUAAACCGUUCAAACUCUAGUGGAAGGCAUUUGUUCCAGAAUAAUAAUGCCCACUCCAGCUCUCAUAUGAGUGAGUCUUUGCGGCAACCAAGAACCAAAGAACAGGAAGAUCAUCUUAUGAGUCAGACCUUGUUUAUUCUUAAGGACAUGAAGAUCCGGUUUCCAGGAAAGUCAGAAGCAGAAUCAGAACAUCUGAUAGGAAAUAUCAUGGAUAACUGGAAAUACCAUAAGUCGAAGGUGGCAUCAUAUUGGCUCAUAAAAUUGGAUUCCGGAAAACAGCGAAAAAUUUUGGACAUAGUAAAAACAAGUGUUCGUUCGGUUCUUUCGCACAUCUGGAAAGUACCUGAUGUUGAGGAAAUAAAUUUGUAUCAGAUUUUCAAGCGAAUUUUUAGUCGCUUGCUCUGGAAUCGUGGCCAAGGACUGUGGAACUGUUUCUGUGAUUCAGGAUCAUCGUGGGAGAAUAUUUUCAAUAAAAGUCAAGAAGUGGUGACUCCUUUGCAGCUUCAGUGUUGCCAGCGUCUGGUGGAGCUUUGUAAACAGUGCCUGCUAGUGGUUUACAAGUAUGCAACUGAAACCCGAGGCUCAGUCUCUGGCACUGGUCCGGACUGGGGUAAUUCCAGGUAUUUGCUACCAGGAAGUUCACAGUUCUUCAUGAGAACACCAACCUACAAUUUUAAAUACAAUUCACCUGGAAUGACUCGCUCCAGUGUUUUGUUUACAUCCUGAUAUGACCAUUUGUAUAACAGAUGGAGAGAUCAUAUGGGUUAUACAUAUUAUCAAUUUAUCCCCCUAAUUUUAACAUGCAAAGUGGCCAUUAAGUGCUAUUUUAUGUAUAUAUGACAUAGAUAUGUGUGAAAUAGUACACACAAAUACUCAUAAUGAUAUAUAUUUAUUAGAAUAUGUGAAAUAAUUA